Glycine soja is the source of this 5388-nucleotide messenger RNA. Its product is annotated as altered inheritance of mitochondria protein 3-like. The transcript is spliced from 9 exons. The record is from RefSeq and is a predicted model, not a curated record. Bases 560 to 4462 code for a protein of 1300 amino acids. Lineage: Eukaryota; Viridiplantae; Streptophyta; Magnoliopsida; Fabales; Fabaceae.
UAAAAAACAAAAAAUGCCGAGCAUAGGGGAGAACUGAAAGAAGGGAACGCCGUCGUUGGGGUGCUUGUACUACUAGCCCACCCUUAUUCGCAUAUCCCUCUCACUAAUAAAUAAGCAACGCAUUACGCAUUUUACAGCUACACUUUGUUUGUUCCGCUCUCUCUCGAAACGCAAUAUUUGUCCCCGUGCGGUGCCCUUGCCGAUCCUACCAUUUUGAAGUUACUCUUAACCUCCUUUUGCCUCUUGUUUUCACUCAUAACUUUUUUUUCUGCGUUUUUUGGUUUCCGAAGUAGGUUUUAGCUCGGUUGGGAAUAUCCAUAAAGGAUUUUAGGGAAUCGCUCUGAUUCUAUCUCUGUUCGUUCCGUUUGAAGAAAGGAAGGAUCCCAACAAAGAAUCGAUCUUUCUUUUCUUUUAGUUGUUGAAUCUCUCUUUGAUUGAUCAAUGUGUGAUAUUUCGAAUCCUCAUUCCUAUUUUUGGUUUUGGAAUCCAAUCCCGACUCGUUAAGAAUAAUUCAGGUUUUAUUCGUGCUUGGAGCUGAAGCUGUGCAUUAUAGGUUAGCAUGGGAUUUGACAAUGAGUGCAUAGUGAACAUUCAAUCUCUUGCUGGAGAGUACUUCUGUCCUGUCUGUCGGCUGCUUGUAUUUCCAAAUGAAGCUUUGCAGUCACAAUGUACUCAUUUAUAUUGCAAGCCGUGUUUGACGUAUGUUGUGAGCACUACAAGGGCUUGCCCAUAUGAUGGUUACUUGGUCACCGAGGCAGAUUCCAAGCCUCUGACAGAGUCAAAUAAGGCACUCGCUGAAACUAUUGGAAAAAUAGCAGUUCAUUGCCUUUAUCAUAGGAGUGGAUGCACAUGGCAAGGAACUUUGUCUGAGUGCACAUCUCAUUGUUCUGGAUGUGCUUUUGGCAAUUCUCCUGUUGUUUGCAACAGGUGUGGGAUCCAAAUAGUGCAUUGCCAAGUACAAGAACAUGCACAAAGUUGCCCUGGUGUGCAAGGUCAGGCAGGCAUUACACAGGAUCCUUCAGCUACUAGUGCUGUCACUUCUACAGAUCAGAAUCAGAAUGCUGCUCCAGUUGCAGCAACGGCAUCUCAAACUGCUGUCACAACUACUAUGCCUGGGCAGGUUUCAAAUCAGCUGCCCAACCCAGCUUCCCAAACCCAAGCUUCAGUUCAAACUGCUGGGCAGCCAACGGCAGAGCAAUGGUAUCAGCAGCAACAAUAUCAACAAUACUACCAGCAAUACCCUGGACAAGAUCCAUACCAACAGCAGUAUCAACAUUACUACCCCUAUCAACAGUCUGUGGUUCCGCAGUACCAACAGGCCUAUGGUCAGCCCCAACCUCAGUCUCAAUCACAGCCCCAAGGCCAGCUUCAACCCCAGCCCCAGCCCCAAUCUCAGCCUCAAUUUCAACCACAACCUCAGGCACAAGGACUGUCCCAUCCACCUAUACAUAUUCAGGCUCCUGUGGCUCCACCAUCUCAUAAUCAGAUGCAAGUUCAACAACCAUCACAGCAACUUCAACCUGCUGUGCAGCCACAUGGUCAGACAAGUCAUGCACCAGGCCAUGGUCAAGCCUUCCCCCAGUCUCAGGCUCAGCCUUAUCCUUACCCCCAAGUUCAGCCACAUUCUGUCCAACCUCAACCCCAACAACCUAUGCAAAUGCCUCCUUAUCAGCAGCCUCAUCCCCAAAUGCAGCAUUCACAACCUCAAAUUCAACAACCAGUUCAGAAGUAUCCUGUUCCUCAAUCUCAAGUUCAUGCACAACUGCAACCUAAUGCUCCAAUUCAACAUCACUCUCAGCUCCCCAUGCCUCCUCACCAGCCUGUGACUCCUAAUGUCCAGCCUCAAGUGCAAAAUGCAACGUCGCAUUCAGUGACAGGGCAUCACUCUUAUCCCCAACCUCCGCAUCACCCAAAUAUGCAACCAGGAGUCCCUCAACAUGCUAUUCACAUGCAUCCUCUAAGUGGGCCUCAAUCCCAGGCCCAACACCCUAUCCAGAUGCAGAAUCAGUUUCCUCCACAAAUUCCAACAGCACGUCCUAAUCAAUCUCAUGCUAUGUUUCCUAACCAGCAACAGCCAGCUUUGUUGCCUUCAUCAGUUCAAGGCCAAACUACCCCUCCUUUGCAACAACAGUCGGUAUAUACCCAUAAUCAACCACCUGGGCAAAUCAACCAACAUCCUACUUUGCCACCUGUUCAACAAAUACCUCAGCAGCUGUUUGCACAGCACCAAAUGCCUAUACCAUCUCAUUUACGACCACAAGAUCCAGCACAUUCAUUUCCAAAGCAUGCAUAUCCACAGUCACAGGGGAAUACUGCAGGAAGGCCUUUAGUUCCCAACCAUGCAGGACACCUACAGCCAUUUGCCCAAUCUGCCAAUACCAUUCCAGUUAGACCUGGGCAAAAUGGUGCUGGCUACCUGCCUGAAAAUCAGAAAUUGUUGGUUGGGGCCAAUAAUCAAGUACAGUUGCCUUCAGAACUGCAGUCCAGGGCACCAGAAUCAAUUGAAAGACAAGGUGAUGUUGUUGAGCAACAGACUGACUCUGCCUCUGGGAAACUUAGUAAAGUUUUUAAAGAUUUGGACAAUGUGUCUGGAUCAGCAAAUGAAUUGAAAUCUGAAAAAGUUGAAGCAGAUCUGAAACCAACAGAGGUUGGAAAUAAGCAAAAUAGUGAAGAUCCACACUCUCUGAAGACUUCAGUCCCAAAUGCCAAUGCAGUAGAAAAUGAUGAUUCUGUGAAUAAGAAUCUUGGGAUGGGGGAGGCUGCUGAAAGCAAUUGGAAGCCUUCAAGUGGUGCAAUGCAUGGGGUUCAAAAUGAUAGUAAUGAGCAUUCUGUCCAAGGCAAUGAAUUUCAAGAUGGACAUCCACCGAAGACAGAGACUAAACUCCCUGAGUCAGAAACUAAUAAAUUGCAUAAUGAUGACAAUCCUGAACCAUCUGUCUCUCAAAGCAAUGGCGGUUUUGCUCAGCUGUCUCACCCAGCCACUUUCACUGAUCUGAGUAAGCAUCAGCAACCAACAAUUAGUUAUGGUCCGCCUUCUGUCCAGCAGAGAUCUUCUGCAAUAACAUCACAAUUGCCACAUCCAACAGUUCCCAAUCAGUCACUCUCUUCAGUGCACUCUUCGACCCUUAUUAGGAAUCAUGGAACUGCCCAUGCUCUUCAUUCAGGACAGCCCUUAACCGAGAAUUUUCCGCCAACCAUGUUUAAGCAACCACAAGAUUCUGACAUUCAGUUUAAUACUCCAGGGCGAAGCUUGCAACCUCAGUCUCUUGGACCCCCACGACCAUUUAACCAAGUACAUGAGCCUCCUUCCCAUGCUGGAACAUCUAAUUUGUCUCGUCUUGGAGGGCCUCAAUUUGGUGCACCACUUCCUGGAGAUAUGCAUGGUCGAAUGACAGCCAACUUACCACGACAUGCUCCUGAAGGUUUUGGUUUACAGGAUGAAACGUUCAAACCUUUUCAUGCUCUAAAUCAACAAAAUAUUGAUAGAAGAGAGUUUGAUGAUGAUCUUAAGAAAUUCUCUAGUCUGCCUUCGAAUUCUGAGCCUGUUUCUAAAUUUGGAAAUUAUUCAUUAGGCGCACAUGAUGCUGGAAAGAGACCAGUUGGUAUUCAUGACGAUGUCAUUAAGAAAUCAGGUUCUGCUCUUCAUCCUGGUUAUCUUGAACCAGGUCCUGGAUAUGGGAGACAUCAUAUGGAUGGUAUAGCUUCAAGAAGUCCUGUUAGUGAAUAUGCUGAGAUGUCCUCCCGGAGAUUGGGGCCGCACGCUGGCAGUCUUGUUGGUAAGGCAGGUAUAGAUGAUUUUGAGGGCAGAGUUGCACGUCGUUUUGGUGAAUUCCAUGAUAGUCGGUUUCCUCAUUUGCCUAGCCAUUUGCAUAGAGAUGAUUUUGAUGGUUUUGGUAACUUUCGAAUGGGUGAACAUCCAAGGAGUGGUGAUUUCAUUGGUCAAGAUGAGUUUGGUGGCCAUUUUCGGAGGGGUGAACAUUUGGCUCCACAUAACUUCCCCAGACAUUUGCAGCUUGGGGAGCCUAUUGGUUUUGGUGCCCACCCUGGUCAUAUGAGAGCAGUUGAACUUGAUGGUUUUCGUGGUUUUGAAUCUUUCGGCAAAGGCGGCCGGCCAGGUCAUCCGCAACUUGGUGAGCCUGGGUUCAGGAGCAGCUUUUCACUUCCAGGAUUUCCUAAUGAUGCUGGAUUUUUAACAGGAGAUAUCAGGUUGUUAGAUAAUUUGAGGAGAAGGAAGGCUUCUAGCAUGGGGUGGUGCCGGAUAUGUAAAGUUGACUGUGAAACAGUAGAAGGUUUGGACUUGCAUUCGCAAACAAAGGAGCACCAGAAGAUGGCCAUGGAUAUAGUUAAAACAAUCAAACAAAAUGCAAAGAAACAGAAAUUAAUACCCAGUGAGCAAUCCUCAAUUGAUGAGGGAAACAAGACACACAAUACUAGUAUUGAGGGUCGUGGAAAUAAGCAUUGAGCAGUUUUGAUUUGCUGUAAUCUGAUAUGUGCUCAUGCAAUUGUCAUCCAAAGAUGUUACUAUGGUUGCUGCCCUCAUGUUAAUGGAGAUGUUUUUCGGAACUGGAGUACUGUUGCAAAUUGCUUCUUCCUAGUUAAAGAUUAUACCGUCUUUUAUCACACAAUGUUGGGAGCGCUCAUUGAAGCGGUGAGAUAGACUUCUUGAUUGGUGAUUCUGGGCUUCAAUCUCUAUCCUGUCAUUGUUUUUUUCUCAGUGGUGUAGUUUUCUGAACGUGCCCCAGUGUAUCGGCAAAUUGGUAAUCGACAGCAAUAGAAGAUCUAAUUUCCUGCUGUCUUGUUGUUUAUGCACUAAAGUCGUUAGGACGACAUAGGAAAGUUUCAGAGUUUUAUAUGUGUAUCUAUCAUACGCUCUAAAGUGGGCUUGGCCCGAAAUAAUGAUUGAAUUAAAAAAAGACAAUUAAGACAUACUAAGGGUGUUUCUUCCUCAACAACUCAACAAAAAUCAAGUGCACACCUUUUUAUUCUGGAAUAGAAGGGGGUGACACGGGUGACACUUGAUUUUUUUGGGUGCAGAAAUAACAAACGCACAAUUAAUCAGGUUAUGGAAAUCAUAACAUUCUGAAGCAGCAUAAACCCAAGAGAAGGUGGUACACAUUUCUUGAGUCCAAAGACGUUGUGUGGUGAUAGCUCCAGUUGGCCAUUGAAGGCUCCAUUCCCUUAGUGUUCUUACAUAUUAUCUAUAUCUACGGAUGUCUUAUAAUCUUUUACUUAUUGUUUUAGGAAAUGAAUACAAGUCGUGACUGCUUCAUUUUCACGGUUGCGUUGGAGACUUCAAGCAAUCAACUCUUUAAAAUAGCUUUACAUGACUGUUCAUUAUGAAUUUGCUAUCAGGAUUUAUAUUUAAUGAACCUGAAUUUUUUUUGUAUA